AUGGCCAAGCACUGCAACACCCAGUCUGACUUUGACGCUUCGCUCCGGUCCGCGGGGUCCAAGCUCGUCGUCGUCGACUUCCAUGCAACCUGGUGUGGACCAUGCAAGGCAAUUGCUCCCACGUUUGAGUCGCUCGCCGCCCGCUACUCGCCCCACUCGGCCCACUUUCUCAAGGUAGACGUCGACGCAAACGGCGCCGUCGCACAGCGCUACUCCGUCCGUGCCAUGCCGACCUUUAUCUUCCUGAAGAACGGGCAAGUGGUCGAGACGCUCCGAGGCGCCAAUGGCGCGAAGCUCACGCAGCUCGUCGAGACGCUCUCAAAGGGAGGCGCUGGCGGCAACUUCAGCGGGACUGGCCACACGCUCAGCGGUUCGGGAUCCAGGUCAGGAGGUGCAAGUGCAGGUGCGGGAGGGAUCGCCGAGAGCUUCAAGAACAUCCCCAUGGAGAACUUGUUACCGCUCGUGAUCAUCGUGGCCUACCUGGCUUAUGUCUUAUUUGGGCAGAAGUAGGAGACGGAUGAGGUCAGAGAGUAGAGAUGCAUGUACAGUACGAUGAGAGGAGAUGAUGAAUCGAUACAAGUACAUGCGCGGGGAGAAGAGAAAAGCUUGGGGAAAGCGAAUCACGAUGUGGAACCAGUGCUUGGCAUUGGCGAAGAGCUAAUUCGACG
This is a messenger RNA of Acaromyces ingoldii, 668 nucleotides long. RefSeq names its product thioredoxin-domain-containing protein. NCBI's taxonomy places the organism in Eukaryota, Fungi, Basidiomycota, Exobasidiomycetes, Exobasidiales, Cryptobasidiaceae. Bases 1 to 510 code for a protein of 169 amino acids. Gene Ontology annotation, molecular function: protein-disulfide reductase activity. The record is from RefSeq and is a predicted model, not a curated record. The transcript has 3 exons.